Cercospora beticola is the source of this 1650-nucleotide messenger RNA. RefSeq lists its product as uncharacterized. The record is from RefSeq and is a predicted model, not a curated record. NCBI's taxonomy places the organism in Eukaryota, Fungi, Ascomycota, Dothideomycetes, Mycosphaerellales, Mycosphaerellaceae. Gene Ontology annotation, molecular function: protein binding.
AUGCUGCUCUCCAAGAAGACAGGCCGAUCAUUGGCAUCGCUUAUGCUUUUGUCAGCUGUCCCGAUAUACGCUUCCAACACUCCCAAUUCUGGCUGGACAGAUAAGCAUGUGGUCCCAUCUUUGCAAUCGAUUCCUGGGGGACAGCUCACUGGAGAGCCAGUAGCAGCCAGGCCACUGCGGCCAAAGACCAAAUACAACCCUUCUGUUCUUGCCUACCAUCGAGACACUGGCAACACUCGGUCAGAUGACUACCUUGGUCCUCUCGGCCACAAUGUCACCACAUCAUCUAGCACCAACAUCAAGCCCGCCCCUCUCUUUUGGGAUGGAGAGGGCCGACUUACUGCUGGCGCCAUCUGCAAUGACACCACGACCUGCAUCGUGGCACUAGACCCCACGUCUUUCGACACACUCGCGACAUGGACUGGUCCCACAGAACAGGGAUCGUCUCCCUUCUUUCCAUUCUUUACCUAUUCGACCAUGUACCAAGGACGAUAUAUAACGCCAGCGCUCGGGCCGAAAGUCUUGGAGAUUGAACGGAGUGAUACGGCCAAUGGCACAACGCUAAACUUUGUUAAAGAGCUGAACUUAUCGGCCUUGGUAGGCGAAGAGAAUCAGAUAAUCAAUGCGGCAUACGACGAGGAAGGGAGAUUCUGGUUCACGACUGGAGGCUUUCGCGGAGCGGGAGUAGGCUCUACCAAUACUUCGGCUGUGAUCGGUUACAUCGAGCCAAGUGGGACGAUGAGGCACUUGGUCCUUCCCGACACCAAUGUGGAGAAUGGGAUAGCCAUGAGCGGCAGCAUCGUGUAUGUUAACACUGGACCCGCCGGAGCUAACGAUCGUCCGAAUGCUAUCGGGCACCUCUAUGCCUUGGCGCCCAGUGUCGAUGGCAUCCGGGUCUUGUACAAUGAAACCUACGAUGCCGGAUCGGGCAUCAAGCCCGGUGGCAUCUCUCGCGGCUCAGGCUCGUCGCCGAGCUUGCUAGGCACAGACUAUGUCGCCAUCACCGACAACGCAGACAUGCAAAUCCGGUUGAACAUCUUCAAGCAGGCUCGGAAUGAUGCAAGCACAGACUAUGAGAGCGUCAGCAAUAAGAACAGCAACCUCGUCUGCAAUGUUCCAAUUUUUCGCCCGAAUGCCAGCGCCACCGAAAACACUCUCAUCACGCACUUCGACGGGAAGAUCUACAGUGCUGUCAUCACCGCUUCCUUCAAUGCGCCUCCAGUCAUCAACUUCUUCAACAGCAGCACGACGCUCAAUAGCUCUGACCAUCGCGUCACUACCGCAGCGCCCGGUCUCGUUCGAGUGGAUUUUGAUCCGCGGAAUAACUCCUGUCGCGUACGCUGGGAAGUCGAUCUCCCCGGAACGGGUAUUGGGACGCUCUCAACAGCCUCUGGACUGCUCUAUCAAUAUCAUCAGGAUGUCGAGCUUGCAAAAGAAGGGGAAUAUGUGUGGUAUCUCUCGGCGAUAGAUUAUGAGUCUGGGGAGAUUGUCUGGUCGGUAAAGACGGGUACUGGUCCAUUGCUCAAUAACAAUUAUCAGAGUCCGACGCUGGGGCCGGAUGGGGCGGUGUAUACGUGGGUGCAAGGCGGAAUUGUGAAGGUUUUCGAUCAGGUGGAGGAAAUUGUUCCUGGGUACGGCAGUGCAGAGUAG